Messenger RNA from Strongylocentrotus purpuratus (purple sea urchin), 2296 nucleotides. Its product is annotated as scavenger receptor cysteine-rich protein type 5. NCBI's taxonomy places the organism in Eukaryota, Metazoa, Echinodermata, Echinoidea, Camarodonta, Strongylocentrotidae. The record is from RefSeq and is marked provisional. Gene Ontology annotation, cellular component: membrane.
GUAGAAGUUGUAGUAGUAGUAGUAGAAGUAACAAACGAAGUAGAAGGAGUAGUAAUAGUAUAAGAAGUAGUAGUAGAAGAAGUAGUAGUAGUAGUAAUAGUAGUAGUUGUAGUAGUAGCAGUAGUAGUAGUAGUAGCAGAUCGUUUUGGGUCUCUCUCAUAUCCUUUCAUAUGCAGAAGCUGGUGAGACUACUAUCCCAUCUAUCACAGCCUCAAAUACAGCCUCUUCCGAGCAUGGUACAGGUACACUCACGGGGAGGUAAUUUCGCUCUUCAAGACGAAGACAGUCUGUACAUCUCUUCUCCCAACUACCCUGCCAACUACGAUUCCAACGCCAAUGUUCUAUGGGUCAUCACCAUGCCGGAGGAUUGCUCUCUGGUUCUGAGUGUCCUCAGCUUUUUCACUGAGAACUCAUAUGACCAGCUGACCGUAAGCAGUGAAUCAGGAGCUGAUCAGUCGGUUAUGCUAAUUAACAGAUUUACAAGUCAUCUGGCGCCGUUCAUCAGAACUUAUGCUCCGUCAACGUUAAUGCGAAUCCGAUUCAGAACUGAUAGUUCUGUAGUGUAUCAAGGAUUUGAGGCAGAAUUAAGAGCUUCUUGCAGUGCAGAAACAACAACUGCAAGCCAGACUACGGGACUGACUACACAAGAUUAUAAUGAUUUGACUAGUGAAGUACCAUGGACCAUUGGUGUGAAUGUGGAUUCUACAGGUGGACCUAUCGCUCUUAGGGAGGGACAGGACUACUUUAUUGCAUCCUCUAGCUUUCCCAGCAACUACCCAAGCAAUGCAACCAUCCUGUGGCAAGUGACAACCUCUGACCGUUGCGCCAUCCACAUCACUUUCAUGGCCUUCAGCACUGAGCCCAUAUAUGACUACCUGGUUGUGGGAUCGCAGGACGUUACACCCAAGAACAUGGUCCAUCGAUGGACAGGAGAGGAGAUUCCUGCACCCCUCCAUUUGAACUCCAACCAGGUAUGGUUUCUCUUCAUAUCAGACUCUGAGACGGAAGAGCAGGGGUUUGUGGCGAAGCUACAGGCUAUGUGUUCAAACUCAACAGCCUCUAUAGAGGAGGUGCGUCUGGUUGAUGGCGAUGUACCACAAGAGGGCAGGCUUGAAGUCCUUUACCGAGGCCAAUGGGGAACUGUUUGUGAGGACCUGUGGGAGAGGACGAAUGCUGAGGUUGUGUGCAGGAUGCUAGGGUACGAGGGAGCCGACUUGGAGUACUCGACCACCGACUUGUGGUGGCUCAUCAAAGGCUCAGGACCUAUCUUGAUGGAUAAUGUACGUUGCCAAGGCAACGAGUCUAGUCUUGAUGAGUGCAGCCAUCUUGGAUUGGGUGUCCACAACUGCGACCACUCCAAAGAUGUGGGUGUGACCUGCAGAACAGGAUCAGAAGCCAACCCAUCCAUUGACAAUUCAGCCAUCAUCCGCCUUGUGAACGGCAACCGGCCAAGCGAGGGCAGGGUAGAAGUAUUCCGAGGCCGAAACUGGGGGACGGUCUGCGAUGACUACUGGGGGAUAGAGGAUGCACACGUGGCUUGUAAGAUGCUGGGAUACGAGAGGGCCGAGUUGGCUUACAGAGAGGCCAAGUUUGGUGAGGGAGACGGGGCCAUUUUGCUUGACGAUGUCUCUUGCACCGGGAGAGAGCCCAGUCUGUUUGCAUGCUAUCAUAGCGACUUUGCUGACUGUUCUCAUGCUGAAGACGCUGGUGUGAAGUGCCUUGAGACCAGCGGCAGAGAUCUGUCGUUAGCCUAGGGGGAUGCAGACCAGAAGCAGUCCUCCCGGGGGGCCCCACUUUUCAAAUACCCCAAAGGUGCCCCUUUUAACAUAGGAAAAGUACUCCCUUUACUUUAACAAGUGGCCCUAUUAAUUUGUAUAAGUGCCCCUUCCCCUUUUAACCUCAGAUGAGUGCCCCUCUUUAUUUUGACACAUGCCUCUUUUCCUGUACAAGUUCCCAUUUUCCUUUUCAAUAAGUGUCUAUUUUCCAUUCUCAUAACAAAUAAUCCCUUUUUAAUGUUUAGAAAGCGCCCUUUUCAGGAACCAGAAGUGUCCCUUUUCACUUUUGAUAUGUGCCCCCUUCACCUCUGAUAAUUGCCCUAUUCAAAUCUGAGAGAUGCCCCUUUUACUCUGCCAAGUGCCCCUCCCCCUUUUAAUAACUACCCCCUUUUUAAUUUGGAUAAGCGGACAUUAUAUUUUCAGAAUUGCCCCUUUUCCUAAUGAUAAGAGACCCCAUUUUAAAAAGAGCCCCUUCCCAUAAAUUCCCUUUUCAGGUACUUUUCAGGUGCCCUUUCACCUCC